AUGUCUACUCAAGCCAGUCCUGAUCCAUGGUCAUCUUCUUUCCGUUCCCCCUCUCCCACCUCGGACGAUGACAACAUCGGAGACGUUCCUCUUUACUCACACACUCUCUCUCGGGACGCUCAACUUGCAGCUGAUCUCAAUCUCAACUCGCGUGAAGAUCGAGCAAUCUUCAAAGAAACACCCUUCACACUAGCCUCUUCACGAGGAAAGAAGAGCCUCCCUCCUUCCUCUCAUCCAGAUGGAUGCCUCGCAGGGGUCCGAGCUCGCGAGGAAGAAAAGAAGAAAGCUAGAGGGAAGAAUAUAGAGGAUGAACCGUGGCGAGCCGCAAGGUCUAACGAUCCUUCUUCGUGGUGGAAGAGAAAGAAUUCAGUUUGGACUGACGCCCAUGGUAAUCCCGUGGCUAGCGAAAAAGGGGCGCCUACAAAGAAACAAAAGACUGUCCUCGAACGUGUAGACGAAGUCAUCGAGAAGAAACCCAGGGGUAAGAAGAAGACUAGUAAGGAAACGCAAAUGGAUAAUGUCAAGAAGAAGAAGAAAGACGAGGUUGUAAAAUUUGGGAUGCUACCAAAAGAUGCAAAGCCUAAUGACGACUUUCCCGUGCUUCAAGGUCUUGAGAGACAACAGAAGUUACCACUCAAGACCAAGGUCACUAAACCCUCCAUAACAAGACACAUAUCAACUGAUUCCACUUCCAGUCUACCCCCUCUCAACCUCGAUGAACUCAUUCAAGGACCUACUAAAUCUACUCAACUCAAGAAAACCAAACACACCUUCAAACCAUCGCGUGCUAAACCUUCACCAGACGAUAACGAUUCUGACGUCCCUGAAGAAGUUAACAAGAAACUCACAGCGUCAAAAUACUUUGACGCACUUCAAAAACCAAAAAGAUUGAACUCCGAUCUCCAGAUGACCUCUCAACUUCCUUCUUUGAGACACUCAGGUCUUACUGACCCAAGUCAAAAUAUCCAAACUCCACCUGACACAUUCUACUCUCUUCACAAUACUCACGUAGAACAACCUUCAACCAUCACACACCUAUCUCACGAUCUCAAACUGAACACGUCAUCUUCAAGCGAAGUUCCUUAUAGUUCCCCUCUCGCAUACAAGAAUAGGUCUCAAGAGAUAAUAUGUCCUCUUCCAGUUAAGGUAGGUCACAUGCACCGUUUAUCGAAUUAUGACGAUGGUCCGGAUUUCAGUAGGAAUCAGGCUCAAGACAAACCUACCGCGGACUAUGAAGAUCGACAUGUUCAAAAUCAACUACAAUUCCCCUCCGUCCGUAAACGGGCCAAUGUGAAUUUUGGCAAACAAGAAGAUGAUGACCCAUAUAAUCACCCAGCAUUUAGAACCGAAGAAUUAUUUGAUACAUUACGUCCUAAGAAAGUGAUGAAAAGUCAUAACGAUACCUCCACCCAUCGGUAUCCCAACUCUCAACAGAACGAUACCUUCAGAAACCCUGUCAGGUCCAAUAAAUUCAUCCCCCCAUUAUCCACAUCUGUCACAAACAAACCAAACGUGAAUGUCCCUACAGUGAAGCCUUUGUCAGCUUAUAAAGCAAAGAUCACAUUCUUCACACCUUCGGCGUUGAACGGGGAAGAGGAUGAAACUGCUCAUUCGCCGGUACACGCGAGACAAAUGAACAGAGGAUAUGAAAGAAGUACUCAGCCGAAUCAUCAUCGUGGAGGUGUUGAUAACGACCUUCAACUAUCUCCUUUGGUGCAAGGCAACAGUAUGAGACGUAUGGAGAUGGACGAUGAUAAUUACGGUACUGACAUAAAAAUGAGAAGCCAUCAAAACGAUCUUGAUAUGGACGGGAAUCCGAAAAGAUACGUCAGCAAGGAAGAACCAAAGAUUUACUCGAUGACCAGAGUUGGAAAUUACCAGGGGAAAACGUCGCUGGAUAGAGGGACGAAUAAUACGAGUAAACAUAAUGAUCAUCAUUACCCAACCAAACCUGCUUACGCUUCACCGGAUUGGAAAGAUCAAUGGCGUACACAAGCUUCUACUUCGACAUACGUUCCGGAAGAUUCGCAGUUUCAGAAGAGACAGGAAAGGUUAGGAAAAUAUCAACUUCCACCAGUGAGGUUGUCAAUGGAACAAGGAACUGGAAGGGCGUUUGGUUGGUGA
This is a messenger RNA of Tremella mesenterica DSM 1558, 2124 nucleotides long. RefSeq lists its product as uncharacterized. The record is from RefSeq and is a predicted model, not a curated record. NCBI's taxonomy places the organism in Eukaryota, Fungi, Basidiomycota, Tremellomycetes, Tremellales, Tremellaceae. The transcript has 3 exons. Bases 1 to 2124 code for a protein of 707 amino acids.